CUCCUAUAAAGCGGCCAUAAACCCCACCGCCGAGCCAAGGAACGCCGCCCCCGCCCCCGCUCCACCCAUCCAUCAGCUAGGUUGCAUAGCAGCUAGGUCGGGCGGGCGGGCAUGCAUGCACCUCCCCCCGCUCUACUCCCGGUAGAACAGCGAGCUUGGUGGGCGCGCGUCACAAGGCAGCCGAGGUAAAAGACAGCAACCAACCGCCGCCGCUGCGCUGGCUCUAACAAACCACCACAGAACAAGAUCGGCCGCGAGGCCGCCGAGCUGCUGCUGAGCUCACGCCUCACGCGGUGAGGUUGGAGUGAAGGAAGGGAGAGGAGAGAGAUCUGGCUGCUGCUGAGUCCCGAGACCUCACAGUCGCGGCCCGCCACCAUGUACGCCGACGCCGGGUUCGGCUUCGCCGCCGCCUACUCCCCGGCCGCCCUCGCGUCCUCGCAGCACCAGCCGGCCUACGACCUCGCCUUCUCCUCCGCGGCCGCGCACCCCGUCGUCUCCAUGGACGCCGUGGCCUCCCUGCCGGAGAUGCCCGCCGCCCACCUGGGGAACAUGGUACAGUCAUCCCUGGUGUCAGAAUAUGACCUUGGAGGAGAAGGGGACCUGUUCAAAGCUCCAGAAGUCAUCAUCGAAGAACCGUUGCUCAGCAUUGAUCCUGUUGCAGCUGCCAUCUCAAUGAUGUCUGGCAGUGAAAGCGCAAUGGAUCAAACUAUUAAGGAUGCAGGCAUCAGCACCAUUCAAAAUGACCCUCUCCUAAGUGAAGUGUUAUACGAGUGCGAGAAGGAACUCAUGGAGAAGUCUGCAAUCGAAGAGACAAUCUCUGAACUUCUGGAUGUUAAGAUUCCCAUGCUGCAAGUUGAAGAAUUCCCAAGGCAAGCUGAACAAGUUCUUAUACAGGCCGAACUCCCAACCAUGGAGAAUGAGAAGCCAGCCAUUCCCGAAUGCUCACUCCAGAAAAGUGUUAGUUCUGGAUGUCUCAACUCAGCAGAUUGGAUGAAUGGAGCUGUCAGGCCGAACUUUCUAGACUUCCAAGGACUGGACUUUGAGGCAGCAUUUGGGUUGAGGAGAGCUUACAGUGAAGGAGACAUUCAGAACCUUGGAGCCAACACGCCUCGACCAGCAGCGAACGCAGCAAACCUUCAGACACCUUGUGAGAGGCUUGUAACCAUCAGUGACCUGAAGACCGAGGAAAGGAAGCAGAAGCUUUCCAGGUAUAGAAAGAAGAAGAUCAAGCGAAACUUUGGCAGGAAGAUCAAGUAUGCUUGCAGGAAGGCUCUGGCAGACAGCCAGCCAAGGGUGCGAGGGAGGUUUGCCAAGAUCGAAGAAUGCGACCUGCUGAAGCCGAGCAUGUAGGCGAUGGCAAAAGCUUCCAUGAAAUCUAGUCGAGAGCGAGCUUGAUGGAGCUUUGGCUUCUAGAAACUUCUAGGUCUGCCACCUUCUGCGCCAGAGGUGGAGAGGCACCGCGUUGCCCAUCGGAAUUCGUUUAGCUGUUCAAUUGAUAUCCUCUCUCUCUCUCGGGCCGCAUUCUAUUCUAUUUCCCCUGUGUAAUAAUAUCCGAUCCUUUGGUGCAAGGGAAUGAAGAGCUGAAAAUGGUAGUCUAGGCCCUGUACAAAGGCUUGAAGAUGGUAAUAAAACUCAGCUCCCCUCUU
Molecule: messenger RNA, 1646 nt
Organism: Panicum virgatum (switchgrass)
Lineage: Eukaryota; Viridiplantae; Streptophyta; Magnoliopsida; Poales; Poaceae
Exons: 4
Coding region: 376-1350 (324 amino acids)
Biological process (GO): regulation of flower development
Cellular component (GO): nucleus
Molecular function (GO): protein binding
Source: RefSeq, a predicted model, not a curated record